Molecule: messenger RNA, 4874 nt
Organism: Podospora pseudopauciseta
Lineage: Eukaryota; Fungi; Ascomycota; Sordariomycetes; Sordariales; Podosporaceae
Exons: 5
Coding region: 1011-3170 (719 amino acids)
Source: RefSeq, a predicted model, not a curated record
UGAUACCUACUUGGGCUUGAAACUGGAACUUGCUCGACGGGACAAGUGCCUUGCCUUUUUUUGCUCCGCCCUGCCCCCCAUGUUCCAUGCUCAGGCUCCAUGCUGCUUCGGGUCUUUCUUGCUUUUGAUGAUACAAAACCGACACGAUCCCCAACAGCCUGUUCCGCCCGUUCCCUUUCUUCUCCCUUUUUGCUCUCUUCCCGACACCUGCCUUCCCUCAACACACAGCCGAACCCGUAUCCUCACCACCAUCCCGUGGAGGUCUUUGCUCUCUUGUUCAGCUUUUGUGUCCUUGUCGGAGCACAUCUCCAACCAGGCGCUUUUAUCUUCUGCCUCUCGGCUUAUCGGCGGUUUUCCUUCUGGUCUUAUCAGUCCUCUGGCCCGGUGUGGAGUCUGGAGCUCGGUCUAUCUAGCUGUCACCUCAUACGUGGGAUUUAUGAAUGAAUAAUUGCAGAGUAGAAAACUUCCACGAACAUUGCCUCUGAUUUGCGACUGCCUGACCUCAGCGAGUGUAUCUGGUGAUAACACGACGGCGAAAGUGAGCAUCAAUCACCGACGAACUCUAACCCUGUCCACGACCCCGAAACGAGCCCGUUUUUGCAGUUGGGAAGACUCGGACACGCGGGACAUUUACUUAUGCAUGGUGGAGGAUCAAAGUUUCAGCUUUGCCAGUCGUAAAUCUGGGCCAUCGAGGUUCUCAGCCACUAGAUUGAGCCAAUAUUCAACCUAGCCAUCACGGAGUCCCACCACCGGCUGGAAGCAAGAGAGGAUUACGAGCCAGAGCAUUUUUAGGGAACGGCAGAGCGGUGAGGGCCACAAGCUCAGGAGCUUCGCUUUCUUUGUCAAAAACACCUGGGACAGUUGCCAUCUCCGCUGAAAGGAGCCCAACCACGGAUCAGGAAGUUCACGGCGGAAACUGCAGCAGCCUCACACCCCCAUAGGCUAUCUACUGCAGCUACCCGUUGUGAAUCGCAAUCAGAACCACGGUCCGGGUGACUGAGCAGAACAGGAUGGAUCAAAUGGACUAUGAGAUGCACCAGGCCGAGGUGCCAACCUCUCAGGCGCCCGCACAUCCAGCAACGCAUUCCGGAUUCCAAGGUGGGCCACCACAGGGUCAGGGCGGCUGCCCCUUUUUCCGGAAUGAACAACAGCAUCGCCAGCCAUCAGGCUUGCCUCAUCUUCACCCCUCAUACCCGCACUACCACCAUGGCGUUAACUCUCUGUACCACCUGUCCAGACAAAACCAAGGGCCCCACGCUCCUCGGCCAUCCCACAGCCGCAACCUCUCCCUUCAGCCACACCAUCACCCUCAACAGCCCAGCCACGGACAACUGCAACAGCAACAACAACAACAACAACAACAACAACAACAACCGCAGCAGCAGCAGCAGCAGCAGCAACAACACCAACAACACCAACAACACCAACAACACCAACAACAACAACAACAACAACAGACUCAACCCCCCGCAUUGUCUCUGCCACUGCCUCAUUCCCAGUCCCACUCGCACUCGCACUCACACUCCCUCUCUCAUCCCCAUCCGCACUCGCACUACGAUCCGAUCUACCCCGGAUGGUCCUCUUCGGCACAGAGCGCCAGUCCCGCAUAUCAGUGGGUGGCCCCCGCUUCUGCCCCCGGCCCUCCCCCGCCACAUGCCAUCCCGCUCCUUUCGGUUCCGUUGCAGCUGCAGUCAAUCUUGAGGCCGUCAGGCUCCGAUCAAUUCUUUCCCAACGGCGGAGCAGGGAGCACAAACCCUAGCGGGUCCAACUCUGUGCUACCCAGCUUUCACUCGAACCAAAAUCUUCCACAUCUCGAUUCCACCGUGCCACCACCCUUCUCCUUCCCCUACCGCCAUCCUUCUGCCCUCCACCGGUUUUCGGUGGCGCCAGCUAUUCAGAACCACCAGAGCCACUCGGGCUUGCCACAAGCCCCGUCUUUUCCUCAAGCGCCAACCCAAAACCAAACCCACCAACUUUACCAGAGUCAGCCUGGCCGGGAGGCGCUGUCUGCCGUAGCCAUGAAUACCGACCGCCCUUCUCCCGGCGAUGCCCCCGCCGCUCAGCCCUCCCAGGCAGCUUCGGGUACCAACAUGUCUUCCAACCCAAGUUCCGGAGCCGGCCCGGCGUCCUCUGGCUUGCCCCAGCCGGUCAAUGGCUCAGGGGAGCCGUCGAGACGAUCGGAUCGUGGCCCCGGGAGCAACAUGGCGUCCGGUCAGUUACCGCUUCCCGAACCUCGCCCAAUGACCGCCGGUGACUCGACCCUGGCCAUGUAUCGGGGGUUCAGUGGUGAACAACGCCGAAGCGUGAUUCGUCGAGCUCGUGCUGAGCUGGCCCAACCAACCGGCGACGACUACGAUGAAAGCGAAGAUGACUACAGCCCGAUCGACGACGACGAUGAAGCGUACCGCUUUGCCACCCAGUUCGGCCACGGAUACAUGCCGGACGAGAGUCGUCUCCGCCAACAGCAGCUUCUUCGUGGCCAGAUGUCGAGCAACAAGCGUGUGGCCUCCAAGAAAGCAUUGGCCUCGUUGCAGAGCGUCGAUAUGGAGAGCCUGACGGCAUCCGAGAGAACCUGUGUCAUUUGCUACAAUGACUUUGGAGUGACGAGCCCCGAGGGGAUCAGCGAGGCUCCGCUUCGACUUCCAAAGUGCAAGCACAUUUUCGGUGACCACUGCAUCAAGAAGUGGUUUGAAGAGUCUGACAGCUGCCCUUACUGCCGAGACAAGGUGCCUUCUGACCCUGUCAUGCCCCCCAGUGUUCAGGGAUAUAUUCGAGCGACGGGAGAGUUUGUAGGAAUGCCAUAUCGGCAUGGCCCAGAACCAGGCAGCCGAUUGCCUACCCACCCGCCGUCGAGAAGUGUCCAGGGCGGGGAGCGCCGGGCCUCUCCCUCCGACCCCUCGACCGAAAGCAUGCGGAGGACUCGGGCCCGUUUCGGUGCCGCCCGUGGCUACGGCCCUCCAGCUUCGAACUUUGCCACUCCUUCGGGCUCUCGCCCGGGGCCUCCCCAUGGUGCUUUCCCGAGCAUGGCCAGUUUUCCUGGCUCAGUUGGUGCUGCCCCCCCGGGGCCAUUCCAACCAAGUGGCCCGCCAGGAGCAAGCGCUCCAACUGGGUAUGGGCAGCAACAGCAACAUGGGCAGGGGCACCCUCCUCCCCGAUACUAUGCGCCAUAACCUGUUGCAGUUUUCGGCGCCGCCUGCACCGGCCGACUUUCUGAGGAGCCCUUCGAUCCUCCGUCCUAACCCGUCUGCUUUUCCGUCUUUGUUACCCGAUCUGAACGCACCAUGUACGCACCCAUUUUCGGCAGCUGUGCGUCAGGGAAUGUCCGCCCGCGGCGCGAACCCUACUACUCAGCCGGCCCCAGCCCCCCGGAACUUGUCAAGAGCCAGACCGGGAUACAACUCGACAUACUCGACCACGAGGGACGGCCGGUCAAAUGCCGACUUGAUUGCGGAGGUAGAGGCUCAGUUGAGAGCAGAGACGCUUGGACCGGCUUCCAGCAGAACGUUGGGUGGCCCACAGGUCGUUCGCGAGCGGCUGCACCAGCAACGGGCGUCAUCAACAAGCUCGCUCGCUCCCCAGCGAGGCUAUGGCCAUCCGCAGCCUCAGUUGCCCCAGAACGCCCGCGGGGAAGCGGGUGAGCCACCACAAAAACGACGUCGGAGCGGUAGCUUCAGCGAGGGGAAGCAGUGAGCGAAAGGCGGCCACUGACAACGAACCAGCUUUUGUGAUUUCUUUUUCUCUUUUUCCCUUCAUCCUUAAUACCCAAACUCGUCUCUUUUUUUUUCUUUUUUUUUCCCCCAUCAACUCUGCGACAUUUUCGUUCUCCCCUGAUGCCUUUCCGGAGUCGAUCUAUACCAUGCCUCCCACUCUUUGUUUUCUCCUUUUCUUUUUUCUUUCCCACUCGCACCGCACAGACAAUAUGGGCAUAGACUUUUGAUUUUUUUCGGGAGCAACACAAAACGGCACAGCAGUUGAAGUUCUGAGGCUUCUUUCUUCAAUCGCCACUAUUUUCUUUUCGGCGCUUUUUAACCUCGUGUGGCUUUGAUCAUUGCGAGCCACGGGUUACCAACAAGAACGGCGUUUUCUUUUUCGCCAGUGGGAGGAAAACGAAACGCGAUUUGGGAUGGCUUACGCGGGAGCUCGGUUUUUCGGUUCAGUUCACCAAGAGUGGCUUUUCGUUUUCUUUGACUGGAGGGGUGGGAAGGAAAGGGAAUGGUUUUGGUUUUGGUUUUGGCUUGGUGCUGUUUUUUCUCAUUUGGCCUCAUUGCGAAAACGAAUCGGCUAUGAGAGGACAUUGUUCGGAAGGCGGGGAUUCAUGAUGGAGUUUUGUCACUUUUUUCUUUCUUUUUUUUUUACGUUGACAAUCAGUCUGCGAUUUGCGAUUCGGUGGGGAUUGCGUCCGGGAAGAAUGAGACCAGGCAGCGAAGAACGGACUGCAAGUGAAUCUACGAGAGCGGAGAAGGAAGAGAGAUUUGCAGCGGAGUGAGCAAAGGGCAUGGAAUAAGUGGACUGGACUGGAAGUGAUGAUGGGACGGGUAGUGCGAAUGGUAAUCUCGCCACUUUGAGGGGGGCGGUGGCUGGACGAGAUGAGAUGGGAUGGAUGGGGUCCGAUUUCGUGCCUUGGGCUAUUGUCUCUUUUAUACUUGUUACCCUGAAUUCGUCGUCACUUAGGUCCAGCUUCUUUCGUUGAUGCUUCCUAGCCUUGCGGUAAACAGGAGCAAAGGCUGGCGAAACAGAAUAGGGAGACAACAUCACUCUUCUCACUAAGCGCUUGGUGUUCUGUGGGAUAGUUGUGAUUCGUGAAGAGGAAUAGCAGCAGAAUAAGCGAUGGUUUAAUAUGUUUUGCGGUGCAUGAAACCAAGCAGAGUGGAUAU